AUGGCCACUCCGUCAGUUAAAUUCCUAUGUAGCUACGGCGGCAAAAUCCUCCCCCGUUAUCCUGACGGCGUCCUCCGUUACAACGGCGGUCAUACUCGCGUCCUCUCCGUCGAUCAUUCCAUCUCUUUCUCAGAUUUACUAGUGAAGAUGGGAGAAAUGUGCGGAACAUCCGUGAGUUUAAGGUGUCAAUUGCCAAUGGAAGACUUGGAUGCAUUAGUUUCCGUGACCUGCGAUGAAGAUCUUUCUAACCUAAUGGAAGAAUAUGAUCACGCCGAGUCUUCGUCUAUGAAGAUCAGAGCAUUCUUAUCGCUUCAUAAACCUACAUCUCCUUCUCCUUCGACCACCGACUCCACCUCGCCUAGAUCUCCUUCAAAUAUGCAUGUUGGCACCUCCAGGUUUCCACCAGUGAGUUCUAGACGAUGCACACAUCAGACUCUGAUGCCGAAUGCUUAUUCUUCGUUCCACAAUAAAUCAGUCGGAAUUAGAGUUCCAUGCCAUGCACAUGUGAGCCCUGAUCGGAGUCAUAAUGGCAAUCACUGGUAA
Molecule: messenger RNA, 543 nt
Organism: Daucus carota subsp. sativus
Lineage: Eukaryota; Viridiplantae; Streptophyta; Magnoliopsida; Apiales; Apiaceae
Product: protein PAL OF QUIRKY
Exons: 2
Coding region: 1-543 (180 amino acids)
Molecular function (GO): protein binding
Source: RefSeq, a predicted model, not a curated record